Molecule: messenger RNA, 885 nt
Organism: Cornus florida
Lineage: Eukaryota; Viridiplantae; Streptophyta; Magnoliopsida; Cornales; Cornaceae
Exons: 2
Coding region: 1-885 (294 amino acids)
Source: RefSeq, a predicted model, not a curated record
AUGAGAAUUCAGAGUUUUUCAGAGGUAAAUAAAGUUAGAGUGAUAAGUCCUCCAACAAAAUUACCGCGAGUUGAAGAGCCAGUCAUAACCUUUUCUGAAGAAGAUGACAAGGGGAUUCACCAGCCCCAUGAUGACCCUCUGGUAGUUUCUAUGGUCGUCGCUAAUUUCACUGUUCGACAAAUACUGAUAGAUAAUGGCGACAAAGUAUAUCCACUGGGGGCAGUUACCCUUCCAGUAACUGCAGGAGCCAAUCCAAAGCAGGUCACUGUAAUGGUGGACUUUGUAGUGGUGGACUGCCCAUCAUCAUACAACAUUAUCCUGGGGAGGACAACAUUGAAUGCCAUGAAAUCAAUCACUUCCACUUACCAUCUCCUGAUGCGUUUCCCAACUGAGUAUGAUAUGGGAGAGCUAAGAGGGGACCAAACAAUGGCUCGAGAAUGUUAUGUCGCCUCUCUCAGAAAAACAAAAUCGCAAAAGGCACUUAUGAUUGAAGGGCUGGGAGGGAAAGGUAGGCCAGACUUUCAUAGAGCAGAACCUACAGAAGAGCUAGAAGAGGUCAUCCUUGGUGAUGGUGAGCCCGAGAAGAAAGUGAGUAUAGGGUCUUCACUUCCCCCGGGUAUCAAAGAUGAACUUACUCAAUUCUUCAGGAAAAAUCGAGACGUAUUUGCAUGGGUGCAUGAAGACAUGCCAGGUAUAGACCCCAUUAUCAUGGAGCACCGCUUAAAUGUAAAUCCUAACUUCAAACCUAUCAGACAAAAGAGGAGGACUUUCGCUCUAGAGAGGAAUCAGGCUAUAUCAGAAGAGGUGGAAAAGUUCUUAAAAGUCGACUUUAUUCAAGAGGUGUACUACCCCGACUGGCUGGCAAAUGUGGUCCUAGUGAAGUAG